Ostrea edulis (European flat oyster) is the source of this 9737-nucleotide messenger RNA. RefSeq names its product transmembrane protein 117-like. The transcript has 9 exons. Gene Ontology annotation, biological process: intrinsic apoptotic signaling pathway in response to endoplasmic reticulum stress. The record is from RefSeq and is a predicted model, not a curated record. Lineage: Eukaryota; Metazoa; Mollusca; Bivalvia; Ostreida; Ostreidae. Bases 358 to 2472 code for a protein of 704 amino acids.
GGGAUAACAUGUGAAAAUAUUUCCAAAGCAAACCAGACUGGGUAUCCACCGAAUCCACCGGUGCGUGUCUGCCAGGAUCGUGUUUUACACAACCCAAUCUAUUAGCAGCAAUGGAAUGAAGGCGUGGACCUAAUAUCAUGUUGUCAUGUCAAAAUCUGAGAAGGCCACAGAGAGAUUUGUGAAGUGUUAGGUAAGAUAUAUCAGGACUUGAAGCUAAUUUUUUAUUUCACCAGUCCAGACGGACUGAUGGGGUAUAAUUUCAACCAGUCCGCAGAAAAAUUUAACAGUCCAACAGUUUUCCAGAAAUAAAACCAAGAGCUACCACCAACCAAAUCCAAAAGGAUUAAGGUGUUGGUGAUGGAGGAGGGUGCAGACAAAGAGAGUAUCAACAGUGAAGACAAUCUAAUACAGACUUCUCGGCAGGAAAACCCAACAGAAGAAAAUAUGGCAGAGGACCAACAAAAAUCUAAAGAGAAAGUUGAAGACAAACCAGACGUGGAAGUGUCCAAUGAUCCAGCACCAGAGAGCAAAGCAGAGGUCGGCAACAACAACACCCACAAGCAGAAACCAGAGGUUGGCAACAACAACACCCACAAGCAGAAACCAGAGGUUGGCAACAACAACACCCGCAAGCAGAAACCAGAGGAGGACAUCAUUCUUGUGAACAUGGAGGAAUCUCAAACUGAAACAAAUCAGAACGACACCAAAGAAAAGGAAAAAGCUGAAAACGGACGGUUAAUGGGCAUGAAAACUAAAAUACUGACGGCAUUCUCAGGAGGCAGGUCAAAAGAGAAGGAAGAGGAUAAUGUCACAACUAAAGAUGUGGAAGUGAGUUUUGAUUUGAACAGUAAGGAGAGCAAAGGUAGAUCUUCCAGAAAGGAGAAAGAUCUUGUGAAGAGGAUUCGAGAUGUAGAAGAGGGGGUAUUUUCAGUAACCAAAGAGGAUUUAGAGAGGAAGAAGGACAGAAAAUCCGAGGAGGAUGAAGUAGAUUCAGCCUCUGUUUGGUCUUAUUUCAUGCCCAAGAAGAAUUUCCAGUACUAUUUUCAGCAUCCAUAUUUAAGGCUCUUUAUAGUAUACUUUGUGACCUUCUGUAAUUUUCUUAUUUAUGCUGAGGACCCUGUGGCCCACUCUAUGAAGGAAUGCACCAUUCCACUGGUGGGAAAUGACUUUGCUUUUGUUGCUACCAGAUAUGCUCCCAAUGCUUGGAGCUUGCUCAAGGUUUUCCUUUGGCUUGUUGCUAUCCUAAUUGGCAUCCUGCUUGGAAAAUUCCUGGUUCAUGGCUUAUUCUUCAACCGGGUAUGUCGGCUGAAGAUGUUUGAGGAUGAUAUGGGUUCCUUCAUGGUGAUCUUCCUUACAACUCUCAUUGUCCUUUUCAUCUUCUCCUGGAUCUAUAAUCUGUUCUUGCUGAUUGGGGGAAGUGACACGGACAAUUAUCGAAUCUCCGAUCUCAUGGGCGUGAGCAACUCCAUCUUUAUGAAAAUGGCUGCCACCGGCACCUGGUGUGGCGACUUCUUCACAGCUUGGAUGGUGACUGACAUGAUGCUACAGGAAAAGUUGUACCCACUGUGGGCUGUUGGGGCACGGCGGUGGUGGAACACUGGAUACCGCCGCAUCAUAUUGUUCUGGACUAUCACCACACUUGCCACAUUUAUUGUGAUUCUUGUGAUUGCCACAGAUUACAUCCAAUGGGACAAGCUGAAUAGAGAUUUUCUCCACUCUAAUGAGGUGUCCAGGGCCUUCCUAGCCUCGUUCAUUCUCGUGAUGGAUAUUCUCAUUGUUCUUCAGGACUGGGAUUUUCCACAUUUUGUCAGUGCAAUUGAUAUUAAGUUACCCGGUGUUAACACAGCUCAUAUCAAGUUCAACAUCCCCACUUGUCUGAAGAGGGAGGUGUGGAAAGUCCACAUCACAGGAAAGUGGUUUAACUAUGGAAUCCUGUUUCUUGUAAUGAUAUUAGACCUAAACAUGUGGAAGAACCAGAUCUUUUACGGCCCGUUUGACUACGGUCAGUACACAGAUUCUGAUGGCAAAAUUCAUAGUGUCACUGAUGAGUACAGUUUGAAGACGUUCAACGAGUCACAGCUGUCCUACAGUUAUAGAUCAGUGACGAUUAAUCCGGUCACUAACACGACAUACCUCACUGGAGACACAGUGAUGAACGCUCGUUAUAAUGGCUACCACCUUGCUAUCAAGUUGAUUGCUCUUAUUCCAUCAUUUGCAGCGUUUCUUACAUUCGGAAUUCUCUUGUGGAAGUUUGGCAGACGUGUUCCUCAUGAUAGAGACGUGUACGCAGGUCGGCUUAAGAAGCGACGCAGAGAUGGAAAUAAGGUCAAAUUUAAUAAGUUCAGAGGUUUUGCUGCAAUGGUGAGGGCUUUUAAGCUACGACCAAAGGUUAAUGAUAACCGACCAGACUUGGUCUCCUACGAAAUGACUAAUAGCAGCAAUGCUGAGAAUUCCCAUGAUUCAGCUUCCUGAUUACAGACUUCUUCAGAGUUAUCUCUCUUUAUCCAUAUUUGCGAAGUCAUUAUUCUGCCAUGUUGUCAUAAGAUUUUAUAAUAUCAUGUUAAAAGACAUAAUAUAAUUUUGUAUUUUGAAACAAAUAUGGUUAUUUUCCUAAAAUGCUGUGCCCAUUGCUGGGUCCACAUACUGAAUAUACUAGUAUUUAUUUUAGUUCUAUUUUCUGUAUUACAUGCUGCUGAUGAGCUCACCUGAGCUUUUCUGAUCAUAUUUUGUUUAGUGUCUGUAGGUAAGUAUGAAUGUCUCUCUGUAAUUUAGUAUGUAAGCAUCUUUUACAUAGUGUGAAAUGAAAAGGUGUUUUUUUUUACAUAUAUAUACCAAACUAUGACCACAGUGGACUAUUUAGUUAUAAAACUAGUUGGACAUUGUACCAGGCCAUUGUAUUAACUAUAUGUAAGAUUUUCUAAUGGCACUGGCAAAUAUUUUGUCUCAAAUUUCAUGUUGGCCUGAAAAUUGUGAUCUCUCAAAUUAAUAUUAUACAGUAAAAUAUCUCUAUCUCGAAGUCCGAGGGACUUCAAAAAAACUUUGAGAUAUCCAGGGGUUUGAGAUAUCCAAAUUCGAUCUUGAAUAUUUUUUUUAAUGUAAUGAGGAAGCGUGUAUUAUCAAAUGCGUUCUCGUAAUUAUGGGCAUUACUUUUUUCAAGCGCACUUCGACAAUUUCGUUCGUUUAUCUAAACCACAUGAUAAUGAUAUAGUGUGUAUCAUUCCAAACACCGUCCCUGGAAUCGGGCGUAUUAGUUCAUAAUUGGCGGUGGACUUCAUCCGUAAUGUGGGAAGGCCUCACUAAUUACCCAAGCUGUUGAACCAAUUAUUGCGACCUGGGUCUACUCGAAAAAGGCGAGCGUGGAUUAGCAGUCGAUUGGUGAAGCCGCGGGCGUGAAUGUGGGACUUAACGACACCAGGUAUGGUAAGCAGAACGGAAAAUUGACUGCACUUCAAAAUAAACCAGGUGAAUUUAGGGCAUGGGACCUUGAAAAUACUUCGAAAUAAGCGGGGUAUUCGAGAUUACCAUGUUCGAAAUAUCCGAAGUUUUUUUUAAUCAUUUAUAUAGGGAACACGGUUGGGACCAGUGGUCGACUUCGACUCAAGCGGGGUAUUCGAGAUAAACCAUAUUCGAGAUACAGAUAUUUUACUGUAAUUUGUUUCCUUCAUUAUCACUGAAUUUUUAAGAUAGUAAGUAAUCACCUCUAAAACAUUUAUGUAACCAUAUACAUUUUAUACUAGAAAUAAAAAUAACUUCUUGACAUGUAAUAGGUUUAGAGCAAUAAUAUUUAGAUAUAUUUAUUUAUACAUAUUAAUGAUAUACCUAUUUAUGUCUUUUAAUACAGCAUUUUUGUAUUACAUUUACUACACAUCAAUAUGUUGUAUAUUUUUCAAUGCUGUUGAUUUUUUAUUUUUUUAUUUUUUGGAAAAUAUUUGUGAUUACAAUCAAAAUAUCCAGAAUAAACACUGAAGUACAGUCCAACAUAAAUGCAUGUAAUUCAUGACAGAUUUAUGCAUUUUUAGGUCACCUAAGUGACUAACUCACUAUUGUAACGUGCCUGUAGUGAUUAUAGUUCACCAUUGUGUAUCAUAUGAUUACGUUAAAAUUUGAACAUAUCCAACUUCUCCUCGAACACUACUGAUAAAAUACUUGGCACAGUUUGUUUAUGGUAUCUUUAUGGGUAGAGUAGCAAAAGUCCUGAAUUGUAUGGUCCUAUUUUGCCUGGGGCUUUGUGUUGUAACAAAGCUAAAAAAAAAAAUAUAAUGUGAUUUUUAAAACUGUUCUUAAUUUACUUCUGAUCAAUAAGGAGACAAUUAAUAUAAAUGCAAAGUUGUAAUGAAGGCAGGGCCAAGUUAUCAAAUUCUUAAAAUGAACUGAAUCUUUAAAAAUGGGGUUUAAGCCUGAACUUUUAACUGACAAACUGGGAUCAAGAUUACAAUGAUUGGGUCUCUACCACAUGAAUUUCAUGGCCUCUGGGUCAGGGGUUACCCCAGCGCAGAACUAUUUGGAUCUCAUAACAGUAACAUGUAUACUGAAACUGCUGCAAGUCUUCAAAAUGGUUUUCACAUUAUGCUACAGAAGUUUUAGAUGUCAUGACAUAUCAUUUAAAGGUUAAGUUUUAGAUGUCAUGACAUAUCAUUUAAAGGUUUUGAAUUGCAGAAUAUAAAAAUUUGCACCCUAGGUUCAAGGUGAAGUCAGGUCGAUGAGUGCAGAAAAUCAAAAUUUUAAAAAAUGUUUGUGAAAUUGCACGAUGUCUUCAGGGGUAGAAUUUAAAGAUGAACACCCUGUGGAUGGGAGUAGGAAGGGGUGAGAGUAGGAAGGGGUGAGAGUAGGAAGGUAUGAGAGUAAGAAGGGGUAAGAGUAGGAAGGGGUGAGGAAAGUAGGAAGGGAUGAGAGUAGGAAGGGGUGAGGAGAGUAGGAAGGGGUGAGGAGAGUAGGAAGGGAUGAGAGUAAGAAGGGGUAAGAGUAGGAAGGAAUGAGAGUAGGAAGGGAUGAGGAGAGUAGGAAGGGGUGAGGAGAAUAGGAAGGGAUGGGAGUAGGAAGUGGUGAGAGUAGGAAAUGAUGGGAGUAGGAAGGGAUGAGAGUAGGAAAGGGUGAGAGUAGAAAGGGGUGAGAAUAGGAAGGGAUGAGGAAAGUAGGAAGGGGUGAGGAGAGUAGGAAGGGGUGAGAGUAAGAAAGAAUGAGAGUGGGAAGGGGUGAGAGUAGGAAAGGAUGAGGAGAGUAGGAAGGGGUGAGGAGAGUAAGGAGGGGUGAGAGUAGGAAGGGAUGACAGAAGGAAGGCAUGAGAGUAGGAAGGGGUGGGAGGAGAAAGGAGUAGGAGGAAUGGGUGAGAGUAAGAAGGGAUAGCUAACUGAGUCCUUAAUUAAAGUUUUAGUAAGGUUUCUGUUUGACAUAUAAUUUGAAGGGACUUAAAAAGUUAGAAUAUGUUUUAAAGAUGGUUACUCUUAGUGGGAUGUAGUUAAGUCAUCAUGUUGAAAAUUUUAAUAACUAUCAUACCAAAUAUGAUUGAUACUUAUGUACUAGCAAGAAGCAACAGUUCCAUUUUUGAUUUUAAGUAAGUAGGAGUUAUAAACUGUGGGUUGGCUUUUUCUGCAUUAAGAACAUAAAAAACAAAAUAUGUCAUUUAAAUCAUUCUACAAGUCAGAUAUUACCUACAAUUCAAAUGAUACAAUAGUUCCAGAAUGUACAAUACAAACUGUCUGCUGCGGUCAUACAGCUCAGCACGGGAAGUGUAAAUGUCUAAACACAGCCCAGCACAGAGAGUGUAAAUGUCUAAACACACAGCCCAGCACAGAGAGGGUACAUGUCUAAACACACAGCCCAGCACAGAGAGUGUAAAUGUCUAAACACACAGCCCAGCACAGAGAGUGUACAUGUCUAAACACACAGCCCAGCACAGAGAGUGUAAAUGUCUAAACACACAGCCCAGCACAGAGAGUGUACAUGUCUAAACACACAGCCCAGCACAGAGAGUGUACAUGUCUAAACACACAGCCCAGCACAGAGAGGGUAAAUGUCUAAACACACAUUCCAGCACAGAGAGGGUAAAUGUCUAAACACACAGCACAGAGAGGGUAAAUGUCUAAACACACAGCCUAGCACAGAGAGUGUAAAUGUCUAAACACACAGCCCAGCAGAGAGAGGGUAAAUGUCUAAACACACAUUCCAGCACAGAGAGGGUAAAUGUCUAAACACACAGCACAGAGAGGGUAAAUGUCUAAACACACAGCCUAGCACAGAGAGUGUAAAUGUCUAAACACACAGCCCAGCACAGAGAGGGUAAAUGUCUAAACACACAGCCCAGCACAGAGAGUGUACAUGUCUAAACACACAGCCCAGAGACUGUACAUGUCUAAACACACAGCCCAGCACAGGGAGUGUACAUGUCUAAACACACAGCCCAGCACAGAGAGGGUAAAUGUCUAAACACACAGCCCAGCACAGAGAGAGUAAAUGUCUAAACACACAGCCCAACACAGAGAGGGUAAAUGUCUAAACACACAGCCCAGCACAGGGAGUGUAUAUGUCUAAACACACAGCCCAGCACAGGGAGUGUACAUGUCUAAACACACAGCCCAGCACAGAGAGGGUACAUGUCUAAACACACAGCCCAGCACAGAGAGAGUAAAUGUCUAAACACACAGCCCAACACAGAGAGUGUAAAUGUCUAAACACACAGCCCAGCACAGAAAGGGUAAAUGUCUAAACACACAGCACAGAGAGGGUAAAUGUCUAAACACAUAGCCUAGCACAGAGAGUGUAAAUGUCUAAACACACAGCCCAGCACAGAGAGGGUAAAUGUCUAAACACACAGCCUAGCACAGAGAGUGUAAAUGUCUAAACACACAGCCCAGCACAGAGACUGUACAUGUCUAAACACACAACCCAGCACAGAGAGUGUAAAUGUCUAAACACACAGCCCAGCACAGGGAGUGUACAUGUCUAAACACACAGCCCAGCACAGAGAGUGUACAAGUCUAAACACAGCCCAGCACAGAGAGGGUACAUGUCUAAACACACAGCCCAGCACAGGGAGUGUACAUACCAAAGCACACAGCAAACUACAGGUACAUAGUACAGGAUUACUGACGUAUCAUUUGUUUAGAACUUUUUUAUAGUACAUACAUGUACAUUUGUACUCGGAGAACUGUAUUGUACUGACAAAAGUGUAACUGUAAAAUGUACUGAUUAUAACAGUUACUGCUGCCAUGUGUUCUAUUGAAGUUAACCAUUCCAAUCAUAUAUCGCAGUUAAAGGAAGUGAAUUUUUUUUAAAAUUUCAAUCUUUAGCUUUGUUUGCUCAGUUGCAUGCAUAUCAAUAAGCUGAUUAAGGACAUGUGCAACCUUUCUCAAUAAUAGAGAAUUUUGUGUGACAUUUCAUGUACAAUUCAGUUGCAUUCUGUCUCAUUUGUGCAAAGAAUCUUGGGGUAUGUUAUCAGCAUAUUUUGAUAGUUCCUGGUUGUUACAAGUAAAGAUGUAAAGUGGGUUCUCGUGUAUUACAGUAAGUGUAUGAAUGAACAUUGCUAUGGGAAGAAGGAGAGAAAAAUCUUUGGAAUAAUUGGAUACCAAACCAGGGACCUUUGCAGUACAUGUACUAGUAUAUGUAUACCAUUUAAUUAUAAUUACUAUAGAAAUAUGUAUACAUUGUAAUUAUAAAUAUGUAUACAUUGUAAUGAUAAAUAUGUAUGCAUUGUAAUUAUAAAUAUGUAUACAUUGUAAUUAUAAAUAUGUAUGCAUUGUAAUGAUAAAUAUGUAUGCAUUGUAAUUAUAAAUAUGUAUACAUUGUAAUUAUAAUUAAUGUAAGAAUAUGUAUACAAUUUGAUUAUUAAACUGUAUAUAUACAUUUUAAUUAUACAUUACUAUAGUACUAUAGGAAUAUGUAUACAUUUUGAUUAUAAUUAAUAUAAGAAUAUGUAUACAAUGUAAUUAUUAUUAUUAUGUAUACAUUUUUUAGGGGCAUAGACACGAUUUGAGCUGAAAAUUUUCAAUUUUUAUUUUUCCAUUUUUAUUGUUUACAAUGCUUAACUAAAGUAUUUCUGAUGGUCAAAUCAAAAUUUGAUAUCAUUUGUUGAGUUGCAAGUUGCACUCACAACUCUUUGUUAUGUAAAUAAGGCUCAUAUAUUGCUUGAUAGAAAAUAGCAUGUUUAAAAUGAGAUGUGCCAAACACUAGAAACUAUUUAAUUGUGUUCAGAAUUAACUUGUGAAUUGAAAAAAAUCUGCUCUAAACGAAACUUUUAAUAGUAUAUUUAGCCUAUGUAGAGAAAAACAUAGCAUGAGCCUUGAUUACAUCACAAAGAAUUGUGAGCUCUGUAUCUCCCAUGUACUUUGACAACUAACAAUCAGAUUUUGCUGACCAUUAGAAAUACCUUAGUUAAGCAUAAUCUAAACAUUGAAAUUGACAAAAUAAAAAUUGAAAAUUUUCAGCUCAAAUCGUGUCCAUGCCCCUUUAAUUAACUAUAGGAAUAUGUAUACAUUGUAAUUAUUAUCAUUAAUAUGUAUACAUUUUAAUCAUGAUUGAUAUAUGAAUAUGUAUACAUUGUAAUUAUAAUUACUAUAUGAAUAUGUAUACAUUAUAAUUAUUAUCAUUAUACAUGUAGACAUUUUAAUCAUAAUUGAUACUUGAUUAUGUAUACAUUGUAAUUAUUAACAUGUAUACAUUUUAAUUAUGAUUACUAUAUGAAUAUGUAUACAUUGUAAUUAUUAUCAUUAUACAUGCUAAUUAUAAUUGCUAUAUGGAUAUGUAUACAUUGUAAUUAUUAUUAACAUGUCUACAUUUUAAUUAUAAUUACUAUAUGAAUAUGUAUACAUUGUAAUUGCUAUAAAUGAAACUUGUGUAAAGCAGUAUUGGUUGACCAUUGUAGUACAAAGAGAAACCAUAGAAAGAAAGUGAAUAUAUUUACUUGUUAUUUAUAAAUGCAUAUAUUUCAUAAGGUUGGUGUUACAGAAUUGUAAUUCAUAUGUAUCUAGUAUGCAUACUUUUUACAAAUGACAUGGCUUAUCACAUUUAGGCAGUGUCUUGGAUUGAUGUAUGUAUAUCCAUUGUCAUCAAUCAAUUUUGUUUGGUUUUUGCAGUUGUUGAAUUUUUGUUUUUGCCAUUGAUCGUAAUUCUGCCUGCCAUGUCAAAGAUCAAUGCUUUUUAAUCACAUCAGUGUAUUGUUUUUAAAGUAGGCAGAUCCAUUCUACAUGGGAGUCACUGAGCCUUCUUCUUUGUUAUAAGAAAGAGUUUAAGGAUUGGGUACUAUGUUGUGCAUAUGACUAUAUUGAUAGCAAUGUAUGUUGUUAUAGACAUGUAAUUGUUUCGUUUAUUCAAUGUGUAUUACAAAAAAAAAAAAGUUUUUGUCUUAUGAAGUGCACUUCUGUUGCACAUUUAACAGUUAGGAGGAAUGGAAUUCUGUAGAAGUUGGUUAAAAGUUUUUAAAAUGCACUUGAGCACUUUCAUUCCAAAAACGUUAUUGAUUGAUAAUAACACUGUUUUUUGUAUUGUAUUGUUUAUUGGCUUACGGCUCGUCGGCUGUUUUCACAAAUUUUACUGAACAAAUCUGUAUAAAAUUUCCAAGAUAAAUUAAAGGGUAAUUUUAAGACAUAUAUUUAUAAAUGAUAUAUUUUCUUAUAAGGUCUACAAACUAUAGUGUGUCUUUAGAUAAGUGUUAGCUGCCAUAAAAUAAUGUUAAAUAUUUUAAAAAGUGCCUUUGUGAGGCUGUUCAACUUUAUUAGCUGCAAUAGAUCUAUACCAAAAUCCAA